Halichondria panicea is the source of this 829-nucleotide messenger RNA. RefSeq names its product ragulator complex protein LAMTOR1-like. Gene Ontology annotation, biological process: cholesterol homeostasis; regulation of receptor recycling; positive regulation of TOR signaling. Lineage: Eukaryota; Metazoa; Porifera; Demospongiae; Suberitida; Halichondriidae. Gene Ontology annotation, molecular function: guanyl-nucleotide exchange factor activity; molecular adaptor activity. The transcript has 6 exons. Gene Ontology annotation, cellular component: membrane raft; lysosome; late endosome membrane. Bases 126 to 590 code for a protein of 154 amino acids. The record is from RefSeq and is a predicted model, not a curated record.
CAAUCCACGUGACUAGUACUUUAUUGAGGUCAGUGAUCACUUUUUGCUUCCAUUGCAACUUCACCAGGAAACUAGCUCUAAUUUUCAAGCCAGUCAAGGGCCUCCAAGAGUCCCUCAUCUACAACAUGGGCUGCUUAGAGAGCAAAGAUACCACAGAUGGUCCGGAUGAGAACACCAGGCUGCUAGGAAACCAACCCACACCUGUGCAACCCAUACCCCACUCGUCAUCUGGGUCAGGAAACCACAUCACAAAAACAGACGAAGAGUCAGCUCUCAAUAGAAUAUUACAGCGAGCAGCAAAUGAUGUGAUUGACGUGACCGUGGUAGAGCCACACAGCAUGGAGACAGCUGAAGUGAGAGGGAGGACAAGAGACUACCAUUCCCAGGUGGCGUCAAUGAGAGGUGUUUCCAGGCCAACUCAGAAGCUACCAUCAUCUGACCAACCACCAAAUGUUAUGUUAUCCAAGGAACUUGUGUCACCAACCGAUGUUAGAUUUAUCACUGAUCGCACAGAGGCCACAGAUGCUGCUCUUCAGAGUAUGGAGAUCAAGGGAGGGGAACCGUUAGUCGUGCAGUUUGCUGCUCCGUAGUCAAUACAUGCAUCUGUCACAGAUACUUUGGACUAUGGACAAUCCAAAUUUAUGUAUGCAAUUACAUGUACAUUGUACUGUGUCAAAUCGCACGUCUAACAUCUGUGUUAAUAUUUUAUUUACUGACUGUAAUUUUUCAUUUGUGCGCUAUACUGAUUCCCCCCCUGGAACCACACACUGGUAUUGUGUUACCUUAACGUUGCAUUGAUUUGUGUGAAUAAUUAUUAUGUUUUAACAAA